This is a messenger RNA of Neofelis nebulosa (Clouded leopard), 3750 nucleotides long. RefSeq names its product huntingtin associated protein 1 (gene HAP1). Gene Ontology annotation, cellular component: dendrite. Gene Ontology annotation, biological process: neurotrophin TRK receptor signaling pathway; anterograde axonal transport of mitochondrion; neurogenesis. The record is from RefSeq and is a predicted model, not a curated record. NCBI's taxonomy places the organism in Eukaryota, Metazoa, Chordata, Mammalia, Carnivora, Felidae. The transcript has 10 exons. Gene Ontology annotation, molecular function: signaling receptor binding.
GCCGGACUGGGCAGCGCGGUGAAACAGUCCUAGGGUCGGGAUGCAUCUCCCAGCCACCGGGGAAAGCACUACCCUACGCUAACUCCCAGAUCACAUCCAGGGAGGGCAGCCGGCAACGCCCGCGGGAAUGGAGGGAGGCUGUGCCCCCCAGGUAGGGACCUCGGGGUCCCGGUACCUGAAGUCCAGGGAAGCCGCGACUUUGGGGCAGAACCAUUCUCCGGAGGUGGAGAGGAGAGUAGAAACUCUGCACUCGGAACAAAGCCCAUGGAACCGGCCGGAACCGCCAUUUGACUCUCUCCGUGUUCUGAUUUUUUGCGCUCUGCUCCACCACCUCCGUCCCCUCGCGCGCGACUCCCAGUCCCGGGCACCACUGGUUGCUCCCUGGCUGCCCCCUCCCGCGCGUGGUACGGGCAGGCGGGCGAGCACUCCAGGCGCAGGUUAUAAAGGCGGGGCUGCGGCAGCAGACUGCGGACUCAAGAUGCGCCCGAAAGAGCCCGGGCAAGGCCUCGUGGGGCACCGCUUCAGAACCCGGGCUCCAGCGGGAGUCACCCCCGCACCCCCACCCGCAGCCCAUUCCGCUCCAGAGCCCUCAGCGCAGCCUGCACCCGCCCCUGCGCAGGCACUGACUGAAGGACCGCGAACGGGAUCCAGAUCCCCAUCCGUCUCGGGACCCGCCCCCGCCGGAGCUCGCCCGACCUCCAAGGCUGGAUCCCCGACGGGAACACCGCGCGCGUCCGCAUUCGCCGCCGCCCAGCGGAAUGCCCAGUUUGGGCCCGGCAACUCGGACGCGCAGUGGACUCGCUUCAUAUUCCGAGGGCCCUUUGGUCCCCGGGCCACUGGCCUGGGGACUGAGAAGGCGGCGGGCAUCUGGAAGACGCCGGCCGCCUACAUCGGACGGCGGCCUGGGGUGUCGGGCCCCGAGCACGCCGCCUUUAUUCGGGAGCUGGAGGAAGCGCUGUGCCCCGACCAACCCCCACCAGCCGAGAUCACCCAAGAAGAUGUCAAAGUGAUGUUAAAUUUGCUAGAGAAGCUGGGUACUGCUUUCCCUUAUUCCCCGUGGAUGGGGGUCCCUCUGCAGAGAGAGCGGGACCUAAAUACUGUGGCUCGCAUUGGCCAGUCCCUGGUGAGACAGAACAGUGUUCUGAUGGGGGAGCACAGCAAACUGGAAGCCAUGCUGGGCUCAGCCAGGGAGGACGUAACCGGGCAGGGAGGAGGGGAGGGAGUGUGCCAUCUCAGACCUACCUACAGCACCCCCACCCCGCCCCGUGCCUGGACCUGUGCUCGCCCCUGCCUGCGUUCCGACGGGGCCCCUCUCCCUGACUGCCAGAUUUUACACCUCAGAUACCAGGUGAGCUUGAGAGAUGACCUCCUUCAGCUCUACUCAGACUCUGAGGAGGAGGAGGAGGAGGAAGAAGAGGAGGAGGAGCCGGAGGAGGAAGAGCAGCAGUACUAUCAUUCCUAUGGAGCCCCUGAGCCGACUUGUCUGCGGGAGACGGAGGUCCUGCACGACUGCCCGCAGCUGGAAGCCCUGCAGGAGCAGCUGAGGCUGCUGGAGGAGGAGAACGAGCAGCUGAGGAGGAUUUUGCGGACCCCCCCACCCCCCGCAGGAGCUGAGGGGCGGGGGGGACAGAGGCAGUGGGAGGACCAGACUGGUCCCCGAAGGCCAAGGGGACCGGAGCCGAGCUUCUGUCCCCGCUUGUCACCAGCCGAGGCCAGCCAGCAGGUGGCUGAGCUGUCAGAGGUGCUGGUGCUCAGGAGGGAGGCCCAGGACCAGUAGCAGAGGGAGGUCACCCAGCUGCGGGCCCAGGUCCUGAAGCUGCAGCAACGCUGCCAGUCGGAGGCCCUUCCUGGUUUUCAGGAGGCCCUGGCUGAGGAGCUCAGAAGGUCUAUAAGGAUUAUCUCGGACCCUGUGUUUUUUAUGGAAAGGAAUCAUGGGAAGACUGAGAAGGAGGAGAUGUCACACCUGGGAUACAGGCUGUGCUGCAGUGAGGUGCGAGAGCAGGACCGGGGCUUAGAGGCUGAGAAGGGGUUACUGACAGCAGAGGAUUUUGUGGCGGAAGAUUUUGUGCCUGUGGAGGAAUUGGUGUCUGAGGAGGAACUGGGGGCCACAGAAGAGGUGGCGUCAGCUGAGGAGGGGGCAACAGAAGAGGCAGAGCUGGUGUCUGAGGAGGCCGAGGCCUGGGAGGAGGUGGACCCGGAGCUGGAUGAGGCAACGCAGGGGAACGUAGUGACCUCAGUGCUGGAGGCUAGCGGCUUGGGCCCCUCUCGCCUAAACAUGAAGCGUGUCCUCCAGCAACUGGCUAACUGGCUGGAUGCGCAUUAUAGUCGGCAGCUGAGGCCGAAGAUGCUCCAGAAAGGUGAGUGCUCCCACAGGGGCCUCCCUCCGGCCAGCCAGACCAGCUACAGAUCAUCAAUGAAAGGUGAGGGUAGGUGAGCCCCCCAAAUGCUCACUUACCCCAGCUUGGCCUCACCCAGUGUGGUGAUUUGCAUGGAAUUUGCAUAUCAUUUGGAUAGGCACCUCCAGGUUCCUUCAGUGGGAACUAUGGCCCCAGGGCUCAUUUAUGUGGAAUUUGCUUAGGAUUCCAGAUCUCUACCCCUUUUUCUCCUGGGGGUCUGGGCUGAAGGUCAUGACCAGGACUGCAGCCCCCUACUGUGCCUCUGCUUCCCGUCUCUGCUGCCCCCUUCUCCCUGUCUCCCACUCUGCCACCCGAUCCCCGAGGCUUCCCAGCCCUCCAGUAGUGACAGCAACAGGUACAGGGAGCGGAUCAGAGCAGCAGCCCGGGGUGCUGACCCAGCCCUUUCAGAGGCUGGAGGAGGACUGGGCCAACCAUCCUCCCAGGGCCUGGGAGGAAGAGGGGUGUUCUGGGGCCACCCAGGCCACUGGGACAAAGGUCUCUGCCAGCAAGGGUCGCAGCUGGACCAGCCCCCUGGGCUUUGCUGGUUCCCAGCAGCCUGCAGAGGCCCCACAGACAGCCUGAGGCCCCUCCUUCAGCUGCUUGGCCAAGUCCCACCUACCCCAGACCCUCCUUCUCAUCCCCCCAAACAGGACCCCCCUGUCUGUCACUGGCCUGCCUUCUGUCCCACGAACCUGGGCUGGGGCUUGAGGACCCAAGCCUCCACUCUUUGCAGCCGGUGCAAAAGCUAGUUCAGGUUGCUGGGCCUGGGGUCACAUGGUAGCCCAGGGGAUGGGGGUGCCUGAGGGGAGGUCUGUCUGCUGCCAGACCUGGCUUUGAGCUGGGGGUGGGGCUCAGACACCGGUGUAGGAAGGUGUUCUGACUACCUUUCUAACGACAGGCCCUUGAGCCUCAAGUUAAAGGUGGCCCCUGAGUCCUUGCUGACUUUUAGGGACCUGGCCUUCUUCCUCCAUUCUUGGUCCUUUCUUCUCAGUCCCUAACUACUGCUGGUAACCAAGAGUAUCUCUCUGUGUGGGUGAGGGGUCCCUCCGCCCACUGGGGGGCCUCCUCCCGCCCCGCCCCCAUCUCCCUGCCUGUGGCCCGUGUGUCCAGGCUCCCUGCCCAUUGCUCCUUCCCCCUGGUCCUCCCCUCAGUCCUCUGUGCCUCUCCUUUCUUCAUUCUAGAUGUUCUGCCCUUUCCCACUCUUUACUCCUAAACAGCUGGAGUCUGGGGCUCCCCCGCCUCCUGCCCACUUCAGUCUGGCUCUGUUCCUGCUGUGUUGCUCACUCUCCUGUUAGUCACUUGUCAGCCUGUGCACCUGCUCGUGCAGGAAAUAAAGGACCUGUGCACUACCUGG